Arachis duranensis is the source of this 2274-nucleotide messenger RNA. Its product is annotated as trihelix transcription factor GTL2. The transcript has 3 exons. NCBI's taxonomy places the organism in Eukaryota, Viridiplantae, Streptophyta, Magnoliopsida, Fabales, Fabaceae. Bases 1 to 1962 code for a protein of 653 amino acids. The record is from RefSeq and is a predicted model, not a curated record.
AUGUGUGAGAUCAGCGUUGCACCGUACUAUGAUGGCCACCUGAUGGUGCUUGACUGUAGCAUGUUUGAUAAGACACCUUUUGAUCCUUAUCAUCAUCAUCACCACCAAUUGCAGCUUCACCAAGUUCAUCAUCAACACCCCAGUAUCUUGCACCCAUCAUUACACCUUCACCAACACCACAACAACAAUAACAAACAUCAUCAUCAUGAUGAAGACCGGGAAGAAAACAACGCUAGCAGUACUUCCACUACUACUGUGCCAAUGAAUUUUGAAAUUGAAAGAGAUCAUGAGAGGCAGCAAAUGCCUCCUCCUCAGCUCAUUGAUCCUUGGAGUAAUGAUGAAGUACUUGCUCUCUUGAGGAUCAGAUCUACCAUGGAGAGUUGGUUCCCACAACUCACUUGGGAACAUGUCUCAAGGAAGAUGGCAGAGCUUGGAUAUAAGAGGAGUGCUGAGAAGUGCAAAGAGAAGUUUGAAGAAGAAAGCAGAUAUUUCAGCAGCAACAUUAACUUCACCAACAAAACCAUUACUCCUCCUCCUACUACUACUACUGGUUACCGCUUUCUUAGUGAACUUGAAGAGCUUUAUCAUCAACAAGAUAAUAGUGAUCAUCAUCAUCAACAAGAAGUGGUGGUAGUGGAGAAGCAACCAAGUAGUACUGACGGGCAAGAAGACAAGGUAGUCAUGGACCAAGCAUUGGGAGAAGAAGAUGAUAAGGAGAAUGAUGAAGAGGUGGUUGCUGGGGCGGCCGUGGUGGUGUUGCCGGAGAAGAUUAUUACGACAAAAACAAAGGAGAGGAAGAGGAAGAGGGGUGGUGGAGAUGGCGACGGCAACGGCGACGGCGUUAGGUUUGAGAUGUUCAAAGGUUUUUGUGAAAGCAUUGUGCACAAGAUGAUGGAGCAACAAGAAGAGAUGCACAACAAGUUAAUAGAAGAUAUGGUGAGAAGAGAUGAAGAGAAGCUUGCAAGAGAAGAGGCAUGGAAGAAGCAAGAGGUGGAGAGAAUGAACAAGGAGCUUGAGAUCAUGCAACAGGAACAAGCCAUUGCUGGUGAUAGACAAGCAAACAUCAUUGAGUUCUUGAAGAAAUUUGCCCCAGAAAUUCAAACCCUUGUUUGUGUUGAAGAAGAUCAUGAUGAUCACAAUAAUAAUGGAAGAAACAAAUUAGUGAAGGUAACAAAUAAUAAUAACAAUGUUGAACACAAUGGUUCAAAUUUGUUGUUGCAUUCCCAAAACCCUAAUCCUCCAUCAUCACCUUCUUCUUCUUCUGCUGUGAUUGUGAAUAACCAAAAUGGUGUUGUUGUUGCUGCUGCUUCUUCUUCAACAAACCCUAGCUCAAGUCCUAUUAUACAAGCUGGCAAGAACCCUAAUAGUACUUAUCUCAACAAUGAUAGCCCAAUAGUAGAGGCGGACUCGGCGGCAAAGAAGGCGGCUGCCACGACUGCGAACUGCGAGAAAGAUGAAAUUGGAAGAAGAUGGCCAAAAGAUGAAGUGUUGGCACUGAUAAACCUGAGGUGCAACACGCAAGUGAGCAGCAACAAUGAUGAAAAUGGGAGAGAAACUCACAAGGCUCUUCCAUUGUGGGAGAGAAUCUCACAAGGGAUGGUUGAAUUGGGGUACACAAGGAGUGCAAAGAGAUGCAAAGAGAAAUGGGAGAACAUAAACAAGUACUUCAGAAAAACCAAAGAUGCUAACAAGAAGAGGUCCCUUGAUUCAAGAACUUGUCCCUAUUUUCAUCUUCUCAGUAGCCUCUAUAGCCAAGGGAAGCUUCUUCUCCAACCUGAGAAGCAAGAAACUACUACUAAUAAUAAUGAUAACCAUGGAAAAAAAAUGGUCGGAGAUCAUCAAACUUCUUCACAAAUGGGGUCUGCUAUUGCUGCUGAUGAUAAUCAUGAUCAUGGAGGUGAGAAUAACAAUAAUAAUAAAGCUUUGAUGCAAGCACCUUCUUUGGAUUUUGAUCAGUUUUAAUUCAUUAAUUAUUUUUGUCUAUUUUCUAUAUUACAUAAUAAUAAUAAUAAUAAUAAGUACCACUUAUUUUGUAAUUUUCUUUUUUUAUUGUGGGGUUUUGAUGGUGGCUUAGCUUCUUUUCUUUUAUAGCAAUAUAAAUUGAGUGUAGUAUGUACCUGAGUACACACAUAUAUAUAAAUACAAAAUUAAAAAUGUCUGAAAAUUAAACUUAAAUUAGAAUAUGGUGUGAGCACCGACAGCUUGAUGAGGAAUGAGAAGACUAUAAAUUUAUUUGCUGUUCCCGUGUAAGUGUAGCUAUUUAUAUUCCUUUUC